AUGAACAGCAACGAAUUGUUUGCACUUUCACCAAACUCAUGUACUGGUGAUUAUCCUUUCUACAUAUGUAGUCAAGGAGGUUUCUCAGGCUGUUGUUCAAUCAACCCUUGCGAUUCUGGAAUCUGUCCGCCCGAGAAUCAGCCAUCUGACGCGCCUCAAUUAACCUCUAUCGCGUUGACUAGUCCAAUCUUACCAAUUACAAAGGCAAGAGACGAAAAUAUUACUAUUACAGAGCCGCUAUUAACUCCAUCCACUACGAACUUGGUAUUCUUGACUCUCGAAACCAUUUCAACGGCUAACACGAAUCCACAUGUGGCAAUACAGACUGGUGUUUCAGAGAACCCUCCAACUCCUAAUCCAACUACUGUCAAUGGUGCUAUUAUCGGAGGCGUUGUUGGUGGUGUUUUGAGCGUCAUCCUUCUGUUCACUGCCAUUGUGUCUCGAAUCCGCAAGAAUACCAAGUCAAAAUCAAAUUGUGACAAUGAAAAGCAUGCAGGUGGCGGCAACUCUUCAGGUGGAUGUGAAUAUUGUGGAUAUAGUGACUCCAUUUUUGAUCAGUACAUGUCUAAAUCAAGUGGUUCAUUUGGGAAAUCUAGUGAUUAUCGCAAAUUUGCCAAAUGGACCAAACAGGCAAUGCCAUCCCUGCUAGGGGACAGGAAAACCAGCCAGGAGGGAAGCGCGGUCAAGUCAGAUAAACGAAGUGGUAAUCCAAAUACAUUGUCACCCUUGGCCCCCGAUGUUGUCAAUUCUUGUGCAACACAUUUACGCAGGAGUUAUUCUUCAGCCUUAGCUUCUGCUGGUUCAAGUGAAAUUAUCAGUAUCGCAGGAGGAGUGGCAAUCCCUGCUAGUGCCAGAAGCGUAUCAAUGGGCUCUUAUACUACAGGAUUGGUAGUUUCAAGGAACCGGAAGCCCUCCAUCGAAGCCCACGACAACUCUCAAGGCUCUCAGACUCCAGGUCGUCCUUAA
Molecule: messenger RNA, 966 nt
Organism: Talaromyces proteolyticus
Lineage: Eukaryota; Fungi; Ascomycota; Eurotiomycetes; Eurotiales; Trichocomaceae
Exons: 3
Coding region: 1-966 (321 amino acids)
Source: RefSeq, a predicted model, not a curated record